AUGUUCUUGUUGCUUUCAUCAUUUCUUCCAUUCAUCGGGGCGUUUUCAGCAAAUGAUUCGACGGGUCCGGAUGUUGUGAACAUUGGGGCCAUUUUUGUAUUAAGCACGAUCAACGGCAAGGUUGCGAAGAUCGCCAUGAAUGCUGCAGUUGAAGAUGUGAACUCUGAUCCUAACUUUCUUGGUGGGAGAAAGUUAAACCUCUCCAUACAUGAUUCGAAUUACAGUGGCUUUCUUAGCAUUAUUGGAGGAUUGCGGUUCAUGGAGAUGGACACCGUGGCAAUCAUCGGGCCCCAGGUCUCGAGCACGGCCCACAUCCUGUCCCACCUGGCAAACGAGCUCCACAUUCCCAUGCUCUCGUUCACGGCCCUCGACCCCACUCUCUCCUCCCUUCAGUACCCUUACUUCAUCCAGACGGCCCCCAACGACCUCUACCAGAUGGCUGCCAUAGCUCAACUCGUGAGCUUCUGGGGCUACAAGGAGGUCGUGGUCAUCUACACGGACGACGAUCAGAGCCGAGGAACCAUGGCAGCCUUGGGUGACGAGCUAGCUAAGAGGCGCUGCGAAAUCUCCCACAAGGCUGUGCUCUCACCCGAAACCCUGGCCAAUAAGUCUGAGAUCCGUACCGAGCUCGUCAAACUCUCGAUGGUCGAGUCCCGGGUGAUUGUGGUCCACUCGUAUGCCGUGAUCGGGCUCCGAGUCCUGAGCCUGGCCCGUGAGCUGCAGAUGAUGACCCGGGGAUACGUUUGGAUCGCGACAGCCUGGCUCUCGACCGUGAUCGAGUCGGACCCUGAUUUCGGGGACAGGGACUCGGGGAACAUGCAGGGGAUUAUUGCUCUGCGGCCCCACACACCGGAUUCCGAGCGGAAAAGGACGUUCUCGUCCAGAUGGGGAAAAUUGAACAACGGGUCGGUUGGGCUGACCGCGUACGGUUUCUACGCGUACGACACGGUUUGGACUGUUGCAUAUGCUGUUCGAGCUUUUCUCGAGCGUGGGGGGAAUAUCUCAUUCACUAGAAGGCCAGAUUUGUACGGGUUUUCGGGGAGUGGGAAGUUGAAUCUUGGUGCCUUGAGCAGGUUUGACGAGGGGAGUGAUUUUCUUGAGGAUAUACUUAGAACGAACAGGACGGGUUUAACGGGUCUGGUCGCAUUCAAUCAGGAUAAAUCCGUGGUUCGUCCAGCUUUCGAUAUUCUCAACGUCGUCGGGAAAGGUUACAGGCUGGUUGGAUACUGGUCCAACUAUUCGGGACUCUCGGUUGUGGCCCCGGAGGUUUUGUACGAUAAGAGGCCCAACCAGUCGAGCUCCAGCCAGAUGUUGGGGGAAGUUGUAUGGCCCGGUAGAACAAGGGUCAAACCGAGGGGGUGGGUUUUCCCUCACAAUGGGAGGAAGUUGAGGAUCGGGGUUCCUGACAGGGUUAGUUUCAAAGCUUUUGUGUCGAAAGACGAAAAUACGAACGAGAUUCACGGCUAUUGCAUUGAUAUAUUCCUCGCGGCCAUAGACUUGCUUCCUUAUGCCGUGCCUCAUACGUUCGUUUUGUUCGGGGAUAAGCACCAUAAUCCGAGUUACGGGCAGCUCGUAACCAUGAUCACUUCCAAUGUUUUUGAUGCUGUUGUUGGGGAUAUUGCGAUUGUGACCGAGCGGACAAAGAUUGUGGAUUUUACUCAGCCGUACAUAGAGUCGGGCCUAGUGGUGGUUACCCCUAUGAGAAAGUUGGACUCGAGCGCGUGGGCUUUUAUGCGGCCGUUCAACCCUCUGAUGUGGGCCGUCACGGCCAUUCUCUUCCUCGUUGUUGGGGUCGUGGUUUGGAUCUUGGAGCACAGAAUAAACGACGAUUUUCGCGGCCCGCCUAAGAAACAAUUGGUCACAAUGUUAUGGUUUGGCUUCUCAACAAUGUUCUUUGCACACAGAGAAAAAACGAUGAGCACGCUCGGGCGCAUGGUCCUAAUCAUCUGGCUCUUUGUGGUCCUUAUAAUCACAUCAAGCUACACGGCCAGCUUGACCUCGAUCCUCACCAUCCAGCAUUUGUCUCCGUCCAUUCAGGGGAUCGACUCCUUGAUCUCGAGCAACGGCCGUGUAGGUUUUCAAGUCGGCUCUUUUGCCGAGACUUAUUUGGCGGACGAGCUCAACAUCGCCAGGUCAAGGCUGGUCUCGCUCGACUCCCCUGAAGCCUAUGCAGAUGCCCUCAUCAAAGGGAGAGUUGCUGCCGUUGUCGACGAACGUCCGUACGUCGAUUUAUUUCUGUCGAAUUAUUGCAUGUUCCAAGCUGUCGGGCGCGAGUUCACCAAGAGUGGUUGGGGAUUCGCAUUCCCAAGAGAUUCCCAGCUCGCCACGGACUUGUCAACCGCAAUCCUAACCCUAUCCGAAACCGGAAAGCUCCAAGAGUUACGUAAAAAGUGGCUGAGCUCACGAAGCUGCCCCGAACAAGGCUCAGACGAGGACUCAGAGCAGCUUCAGCUCAAGAGCUUCUGGGGCCUCUUCCUCACAUGUGGAGUGGCUUGCUUUCUGGCACUUUUGGUCUAUUUCUGCUCAAUGGUGCAUAAAUUCAAGCGCUACAUAUCCGAACUUUCCGCACCAUGCAGCAGCAGCUCGAUAUCCAUGCGGAUCAAGGGAUUCUUGUCAUUUGUGGACGAGAAGGAGGAGGAGAUGAAGAACAUGCUCAAGAGGAAACGAAGGGAGGUGGUGUCGAGCCGGGAUCCCCAAAUGGGAGUCGAAUGA
Molecule: messenger RNA, 2712 nt
Organism: Striga hermonthica
Lineage: Eukaryota; Viridiplantae; Streptophyta; Magnoliopsida; Lamiales; Orobanchaceae
Source: the annotation of a GenBank genome assembly